Lachancea nothofagi CBS 11611 is the source of this 426-nucleotide messenger RNA. Lineage: Eukaryota; Fungi; Ascomycota; Saccharomycetes; Saccharomycetales; Saccharomycetaceae. The record is from the annotation of a GenBank genome assembly.
AUGGCAUCUUUAGAGACAUCAUCCUCAUCUCCAUUUCUUCGGAAAAGAGAAUAUGGAAAUAAGCAGCCUAGCGCGAGCGCUGAAGAGCGAGUAUUUGGCCCCCGAAUUGAAUCGCGCUUUAUGAGUACCAAAGAGAGACAGAUUUCGCUAGCGGGUGUUUUGUUGAGCGCUUGUGCUGUGGUUGUUACCGCAGGACUGAUGUUCUUGUUAGGCGUCAAUAUAGUCAUUCAGUACCGUACAAUGGUACCCGAAGACCGCUCCGGACUCCUGCGCAAAGCUUGCUAUAUUGUACUAAGUGCUACUGGCAUUUUCUUUAUGAACAAAUUUAAUCAAUGGUUCUAUCAGAAAAUGAUGACAUAUUUUUCGGACUCAAAAUAUCAACGACUACCAGCAGAGGAAAGCUUCGAAAUGAGAUCGCGUGCAUAG